CAGACCCCGAGAGCGACUGGGCCACGAAGCGCAGGCUCGCGUGCCAUCGAUUUCAGACGGAACUCCCAGGUUCAUGUGUUCUCUCUUUCCCUUCCCCUGUGCAGCUCCUCAUUGUCUCCCAGGCCGAGGUACCAAUGCGUGCGCCCGCUUGCUGCAGGUCGGUGCACGCGGUGUCCCCGGUUGGCCCGGCUCCCAGCGGUUUCACGAGGCGGUGUGUAUCAGGACACAGCCAGACAGCCAGACACCUUCCGACGAGGCCGGCCGCGUCAGCGCGCUCAUGUCGGAAGUCUUCCGCCUCUGAGUGCCCCCCUUUCCUUCCUCCUCCACGGCCGCCCUGUCCGUCUGUUUUCCCCUCUCCUGCAUGCUGGGCAAUUCGCUUCUCGGUGCCCCCGUUUCGCUCUAUCGCUGGUGCAGAUACUCCUUGCCUCGCCGCCGACGAAACGAAGUGUUCCGUGCAGUGGCACCGUCGGUGCGAUCUCCACUCUUUGUUCCCCCCUCCGCGAGAGCGGGCCGGCUGCGGCAGCCAGGCCUUUGUCAGCGUCACCGAGGGUCUGCAGAGGAUAUAUCGCGACAAGCUCUUGCCAGUCGAAAAGGAGACGGACUUCCACUUUUUCUAUUCCCCGGAGCUCACGGAUGCGGACUUUGCUUCGCGACCCAUGGUCCUCCUAAUAGGCCAGUACUCCACCGGCAAGAGCACCUUCAUUCGCCACCUUCUAGGGCGCGACUACCCGGGGCUGCGCAUCGGCCCCGAGCCCACGACGGAUAAGUUCGUGGCCGUGGUGCAUGGGGACAACGACCAGGUCAUUCCUGGCAACGCGUUAGUCGUCGACAAGUCCAUGCCUUUCACGCAGCUGGGCCAUUUCGGCAACGCGUUCCUCAGCCGCUUCGAAUGCGCCAAGCUGAACAGCCCCGUGCUGGAGGGAAUCAGCCUGAUAGACUCG
Messenger RNA from Prorocentrum cordatum, 941 nucleotides. The record is from the annotation of a GenBank genome assembly. NCBI's taxonomy places the organism in Eukaryota, Dinophyceae, Prorocentrales, Prorocentraceae.